Molecule: messenger RNA, 1170 nt
Organism: Polistes dominula (European paper wasp)
Lineage: Eukaryota; Metazoa; Arthropoda; Insecta; Hymenoptera; Vespidae
Gene: PIG-C
Product: phosphatidylinositol glycan anchor biosynthesis class C
Biological process (GO): GPI anchor biosynthetic process
Cellular component (GO): glycosylphosphatidylinositol-N-acetylglucosaminyltransferase (GPI-GnT) complex; membrane
Source: RefSeq, a predicted model, not a curated record
GAAAAUAUGGAGUUUUUAAACGUCAAAGUGAUUUUUAAAUCAGCAACAGAAGAAUCAAUUGCAGGUGUUAUGUUAAAUUUAUAAUAAAUCAUCAUAAAUUAAUAUCAUUUUUAUUUAUAACAUAAUGAUUUUGAAAAAUAUAAAGUUAUCUAAUGUAUAACCAAUGUCCAGCCUUAACUUGUUAUAGAAGGAAAAUAAUAACAUUCCAUUUAUAUAUUUGUAAUUAUAUUAAUUGAUUAGAAAUUAAUAUAUAUAUGUAUGUAUGAAAUGUACACUAGUGCUAAAUGGAAAAAAAAUCUUUAUGAAUUUACUGAUUUACCAGACAAUUAUACAGACAGUACAUUUUUGACCAAAUUACGUAGGAAUGUAAAAUCAAAUCAUGUUUCUCGAUUAGAAGCUAUUAAUUUAGGUGCAAGCAUAUCAAUACGUUUAAGUAUUCCAAUUCUCUUUGCUAUCAUAUUUAUUUGGUUAUAUAAUGAAUGGACCACUCCGAAUGUUAUUAUUAUGUCAGAAAUAAUUUUAACCAUUUUUGGAUAUUUGUAUUAUAAUAUUAAAAUAUUAUAUAUGUCUAAGAAAUUGUCAGAAGAUCUUAGAACAACUUUAAUUUUUCUUAUUUUUGGAUAUACUUUAUCACCAGUCUUGCGAACAUUAACAGAAACGAUUAGUACAGACACAAUAUAUGCUAUGACUAUAUUAAUGUUUUUCAUUCAUUUAAUAUUUAACAAGUAUGGUUCUUCGCAAAUAUUUUUUUCUGAUUCUUUAUCUAUAACGUCAUCUAUUUUUGGUUCAUUAAUGUUAGCGUCCAGACUUGCUACCCCUUUACAUGCAUUUUCACUUUUAACUGUUUCAGUACAAUUUUUUGUAUUAUUUCCUAUAUUAUUGUCUCAUAUAAAUAACAAACUAAUAAUAUCAAUCAUAAUAACCACAGGGACAAUAUAUUUAUUAUUACCUAUGUCUAAAAUAUGUUCUUAUGUUUUUGUAGUAGUUAUAAUAUUCAUUCAUUUCAUUUGUCCACUUUGGUAUAUUAGAUGUAAACAAUUUAAAAAUAAUAUUUAUGGUCCUUGGGAUGAAGCAAUCAUUGCUUCUUAACUACUAUAACUUUUCUAAUUCUAAUAAUAGUUUAUCAAAUAAAACAAUUGUUUUUAUUAUUCUGUAACUAUAUCUUUUGUA